This is a messenger RNA of Vicia faba (fava bean), 594 nucleotides long. The record is from the annotation of a GenBank genome assembly. Lineage: Eukaryota; Viridiplantae; Streptophyta; Magnoliopsida; Fabales; Fabaceae.
AUGAAAGGGAAACCGAAGAACCUACACAAGAGAACACCUCCUCAAUCUCCACUUCCCCUCCUAGAUGCAUCCACCUCCAGCUUCCAAGCACCUACACCUCGAGAUGAAGUUCAAACCCUCUUCUCCAACCCGCCUGAAGCCUUAUCCAUCGAGACGUCUUUGGAAGUCUCAUCCUUCCAGAUGUCUCCACAGCCUACGGAUGACGAUUUUGUUAACGAUCGUGUUAAGGAUGGAGAUGAUGAGGGUGGAAAUCAUAAUGAUGAAGAUGAUGAGGGUGGAAAUCAUAAUGAUGAUGAAGAUGAUGAGGGUGGCAAUAAUAAUAAUAAUGCAGAUGUUGGGGAUGAUGAGGUUGGCAAUAAUAAUAUUGCAGAUGUUGGGGAUGAUGAGGUUGGCAAUAAUAAUAAUGCAGAUGUUGGGGAUGACAAUCAUAAUUAUGAUGAGGGUGAGCAUAAUAAUAAUGUGAAGAAUUAUAUACGUGGUGAACGUGAACGUGAAGGAGUACUAAGACCAAAACCCCGUACGCGUACAAUGUAUUCGCCGGAAGAAGUAUUGCGUGUUAGAAAGAAAAGAAAGCUUAGAAAGCCAAAGAACUAG